AGCGUGUGUUCGAGACUACGACUAGUCUGCCGCACUUCCGGCCAGAUCGCCGGAUAUCCGCUGAGUGACCCUUACGAGUCCUUCUUGAUCCUGAAGUGGAAUAGGUGCCACUGUUACUGUUUGUGUUGAAUCCACAAUCGUAGCCGGACAUGGGGCUGGAGGAUGAGCGAAUGAUGUUGACCGGGUCCGGAGAUCCCAAGAAGGAGGAAGAGGAGGAGGAGGAAUUAGUGAUAGGACUGAGGCUUUCAGUGCAUACUGGCAACCUUGGAAGGCAGGAAUGUGAAACAUUUCCCUACUACUUAGCAUCAGAAUUGAAUGGGAGACCCCAUUCUGCCAUUUCUGGCGGCAGUGUGGCUCUGCCAGCUGGCCUUCUGCACGGAUCCCCUGACAACAGUGAGAGAGCAAUGCGAGCAGACGGAGAAAUGUGUAAAGGCUCGGGAACGGCUAGAGCUCUGUGAUGAGCGUGUGUCCUCCAGGUCACACACAGAGGAGGAUUGCACGGAGGAGCUCUUUGACUUUUUGCAUGCAAGGGACCACUGUGUGGCCCACAAACUCUUUAACAGCUUGAAAUAAAGGUGCAGACUCAUUCACCCCAGCCGUCACCUGGGCAUCAGGGUAUUUCCUCAUGGUUUUGAAACAUGCCAUUUGUUUCUUACUUGUAUAACUGUCAGUUCAUGUGAACCUAAUGAAUUUUGGCUGAGGCAAGUAGCUUCUAUGUAAUUAGCAGUGAUUCCAUCUUAAUAAAGACCCAGUGAUCUCCAGA
Hipposideros armiger (great roundleaf bat) is the source of this 763-nucleotide messenger RNA. It is a transcript of the gene UQCRH, whose product is annotated as ubiquinol-cytochrome c reductase hinge protein. The transcript is spliced from 5 exons. The record is from RefSeq and is a predicted model, not a curated record. Gene Ontology annotation, biological process: mitochondrial electron transport, ubiquinol to cytochrome c. Gene Ontology annotation, cellular component: respiratory chain complex III. NCBI's taxonomy places the organism in Eukaryota, Metazoa, Chordata, Mammalia, Chiroptera, Hipposideridae. Bases 316 to 573 code for a protein of 85 amino acids.